AUGCUAACCAAUCUUAAGAAAUGCGAGGAGCUUACCAGUACCACUUUGAACUGCUACACGACGUUGAAGAAGACAAUUAUCGAUAACACGGAGUCUUUUAUCAACCUGUCCACUUCAUGCAAACAACAAAUCGAUUCGGUUCAUUCCAUGGAAAAUUUUAUACGAAGACUCACUGACAACGACGAAUUUGUGAAAUUUAAUGCACAGGUUCACUCCGACACACUCAAAUGUAUUGAACUACUAACCAACGAGACGAAAGUUCUCCAAAAGGCACUUGAAGAUCUUAAACCCAACCAGAAGUCGUACGACUCGGUUCGCAAAGAAAUUUACAAAAAGGAGGCUAAAUAUGCCAAAGCGGGUAAAUCACUUGCCGAGAGUUCCACAUAUCAUAAAAAAACCGAAAAACGGGAUAAGGUAAAGGCUAUUGGAAUAACCAAGCAAGAAGAGUACAAUACUAAAAAGGAGAAUCUUGCGAAGAAUAUCUCAGUAAUCAUGUUCAAAGCCUACAACAACUACUUGGAAUGCACCGCCAACUACACGAGGUUCCUUGGGAAUGGGAUGAAUGAACAUGCUCAGUUUGCCUCUUCCAAUGUAUUCAGAGAGUAA
This is a messenger RNA of Phytomonas sp. Hart1, 606 nucleotides long. Lineage: Eukaryota; Euglenozoa; Kinetoplastea; Trypanosomatida; Trypanosomatidae. The record is from the annotation of a GenBank genome assembly.